GUGAAAAGCCCUACUUGAUUUUUUGGCGUCGAAGCGCUCAGGAUCCGCUGCCCGCCGGGGAGAGACGCACCGGGAGCAUCGACGCACAAACUCACCGCCACAAAAAUGACCGUGGAGAGGAUAUUCGACGAGCUCGGGCAUUUCAAAAGAUAUCAGGCAUGUCUGUACUUUGCAGCAGUCUUCCAGGCUGUAGCCUGUGGGAUCCACUACCUGGCCUCUGUCUUCUUAGUAGAGACGCCAAACUUUGUGUGCAGUGUGCCUGGCAACAUCACCGAUGUCCUCUACGGUAACCUGACAGGAUCCAGUCUGGAAGACGUACUGCCAGUCUUCAAGCUGGGCACUGGGCCCAUGGUGGUGAGGAUGGCUGAUGGAGAACAGUGGGAGCUCAGCCGGUGCCGCAGUGCCUUGCGCAUCAACCCAAAAGACUUUACGUACAACUUUGAUGGCAACAAAACGGUGAAAGCCUGCGAUGGGAACUUUAUUUACGACCACACUGAAAUUCAACAAAGCAUAGUGACGGACUGGGACUUGGUGUGUGAGAGGGAGUGGCUGGCCAAGCUGUGCCAACCCACCUUCAUGCUCGGGGUGCUGAUCGGAGCGCUGGUGUUUGGGGACGUUGCAGACAGAGUUGGCCGUGUUAGGAUCCUGAUGUUCACCAGCCUGUGUCAGUUUGGGCUCGGCGUGUCUGUAGCGUUCUCUGGAAACUACUAUUUCUUUGUGGUGCUCCGCUUCCUCCUUGCCAUGGUGUCCAGUGGUUACCUCGUGGUGGUGUUUGUCUACGUCACAGAAUUCACUGGCAUCAAGGUGCGCACAUGGACCUCUAUGCACGUGCAUGCUGCCUUUGCCGUCGGCAUCAUGGUGGUGGCUCUGACCGGUUACCUGGUGCGAGUCUGGUGGAUCUACCAGAUCAUCCUCUCCAUAUGCACUUCCCCUUUCCUGCUUUUCUGCUGGAAGUUCCCUGAAACGCCCUUUUACUUGAUGGCCAAGGGCCGCUACAAGGACGCUCAGGAACUGCUGGAUGCCAUCGCCCGCUUCAAUGGCCUCGAAUGCAAGCUGCAGGUGCGGGAGCUGCUGACGCCGGAAGAGGUAGAGAAUGGCAGAGCUCUGCUGGAGGAGCCAGAGGAGAGGCCGCCGCAGGGUGAAAAGAAGCUGUCCAUCCUGGAUCUGUUCGGCAGCUGGAGGAUGGCGGGCCGGACGUGCACAGUGUGGGCCAUCUGGUUCAUUGGCAGCCUGGGUUACUACGUCUUCUCUUUGGGUUCAGUCAACCUUGGAGGAAACCAGUACGUUAACCUCUUCCUUGUUGGUGCGGUGGAGCUCCCCUCUUAUCUGGUUGGCUGUUUUGCAAUGGAUCGUAUUGGCAGGAAGAAGACCUGUGCUCCAGCUCUGAUCCUGGCCGGGGUCGCGUGUAUGCUCAUCAUCGUCGUACCUGCUGACAUCGAAGCACUGGCCAUCGCUCUCUCUAUGUUUGGGAAGUUUGCCAUCGCCAUCGCCUUUGGUCUCAUCUACCUGUACACCUGUGAGCUUUACCCGACCAUCAUCAGGUCUCUGGCAGUGGGCAGUGGCAGUAUGAUGUGUCGUGUUGGCAGUGUGGUGGCGCCCUUCUGUGUGUACCUGGCUGAUGUCUGGGUCUACCUACCUCAGCUCAUCGUGGGAAUCCUGGCGUUCAUUAUUGGAGUGCUGACGUUGUUGUUGCCUGAGACCCUGGGCAAGCCUCUAACAACCACUUUGGAAGAGGCUGAAGCUCUGGGACGCACGCCCAGCAAGAAGAAGAAUAAAGAUGUUGAGGACGGGUUGGAGUUGAACCAAAAUGAAACCAACGCCUGAGUGGUACCCUGCUAGAAAUCCAGAGAGACUGACACACAGAGAAGCUUUGGAAGAAAUAAAAAUGAAGGAGAAGAGAGACAAGUGUGAUCUGAAAUAGUAACAUCAUUGUUUUAGUGGAUUGUUGGAAUAGAAAUGAAAAAAAAAAACAUUGAACUUUUAUCAGAAUUUGUUGAUAUUUUUUCUGCAAAGUGACCAACAGAAAAGUGCUUUGAGGCUCAGGAGAAAUUACACAAACCCUUCUGAAUGCAUACACAUCAAAUUAAUGUAACAAUCAGUGCAGUCAAACAAAACGAACAGUACAAUCGAUCACAGCAGUCCAUGAAUUCAGUGGUGAAGGAAAUUAUGUGCUCUGUGUGUGUGUGUGUGUGUGUGUGUGUGUGUGCGCGUGUGUGAGAGAGAGAGAGAGAGAGAGACACCAAGAAGACAUGAAGGGUAUUAAAGGAUCAUUUCAGUUUAUGACAACUUCAGUCUUAAAGCCUUUACACACCUCUGAAAAUUAGAAAUACUGGCCUGCAAAUAUAUCACAUCAAAUUCAAUCUACAGUUCAAAAUAACAUAUUUAUGAGCGAGUUACUUACAUGACUAACAUGCCCCCAAUGUGUGAAGGCCUUUAGUUUUGCCUAUUUUUUCUUCAACUCCAUUUCCAAAAGUUGAGAUGCUAUGUAAAAUGUACAUAAAAACAGAAUGUGAAUACGAAGAAACUAAAGAUCAUCAGUUUUGACAAUACAUAUAUUUUCUUUGCACAGUUUUCACUUUAAUAGAUUUAAAAAAGGAUUAGAAGACUUAGAUCAGAGCCGUUGAUGAAGAGAGUCGCACCAAUGGAAGCCCAAAAUGCUUACUUGUCAUGUGAUCCAUGUAGACUUCAAAUAAAUCCCAGAAGUCCUCGGCAGGCAAUUUGACAACACUAUUCAGAGUGGCAAAACUGUGAUUUUUGGUAAUUAGUAGCUGAUAAUAUACAAUAUGAUACUUUAGAUUUCUCACUGUUCAAAAGUGCAUCAUUGCGACGCUGCAACUCAUUGCUAUAAAAAACUGGUCCAUUGGAGUAAACGGAGAUGACGCGACUCUCUUAAUCAACGGCUCCGACUAAGACUAGACUAAUUUUAUUGAUGUUUCAGACAAAAUCACAACUUUUUUGGAAUCUGGGUUGUGCCAGCUAUGAUAAGUUAAAAACAAGCAGACAGUUUACCCAGACUAUCUAAACCUCUUAAUUUUAAGGUAAAACUCAAAGGUGACGGCCCAUAUAUUUCUAUUAAAAGGAAAUCUGUGUGCGCACACAACUACAGCGUGCACAGUAGGUCAAAGAAAACCAGAAAAAUGUGAUGCUUGCAAUGAAGAGUUAAUAUUUGAACUGUUUGCCCUCUAUUCGCUACAAUGUUGUUGAUAAGGCUGAACUGU
This is a messenger RNA of Centropristis striata (black sea bass), 3218 nucleotides long. It is a transcript of the gene slc22a16, whose product is annotated as solute carrier family 22 member 16. The transcript has 8 exons. NCBI's taxonomy places the organism in Eukaryota, Metazoa, Chordata, Actinopteri, Perciformes, Serranidae. Gene Ontology annotation, biological process: transmembrane transport. Gene Ontology annotation, cellular component: membrane. The record is from RefSeq and is a predicted model, not a curated record. The coding region runs from base 106 to 1824 and encodes 572 amino acids.